AUGCCAUUACAAGCGCUCUCGACGGAGCUCGAUGCCCAUAUCAUCGAAUACCUGCACGAUGACAGCCUCGGUCUUGAGGCUAUGUCGCGGGUCUCCAAGUAUUAUCGGUCACUAGCGGAGCCCGUCUUAUACCGGGACGUCGAGUUCGCCGAAUGGGACUAUGUCCGCAUGACGCGUCUUCUGAUGACGUUGUUGGACAGGAGGGAGCUCGCUCAGCAUGUAAAGGCAUUCAAGAUCGUGGCACGAGAGACCGAUACCUACGACCGCGUAAGGUUGAUCAGCGGAAACGAUGCCAUGGCCAUCGAUUUGUGGGAUUAUGUAGACUCCAUCCAGACGACCAUCCGCGACGCUACAAGGCCAGAGUACUGCCCAGAACCCAGCUUUGCGAUUGGAUGGUUCGGCAAGAUCUUCGCGCAACCUACAUCCAUCGACGGCGCCCUUGCACUGAUACUAGCAAUGACGGUCAAUAUUGAGACGAUCCGUAUAUGCCGGAUGCACUCUGGAACUCUAUCGCAUACCUACCAAGUCCUGGAACCGGCUUAG
Trematosphaeria pertusa is the source of this 543-nucleotide messenger RNA. RefSeq lists its product as uncharacterized. The coding region runs from base 1 to 543 and encodes 180 amino acids. The transcript has a single exon. NCBI's taxonomy places the organism in Eukaryota, Fungi, Ascomycota, Dothideomycetes, Pleosporales, Trematosphaeriaceae. The record is from RefSeq and is a predicted model, not a curated record.